Molecule: messenger RNA, 2401 nt
Organism: Andrographis paniculata
Lineage: Eukaryota; Viridiplantae; Streptophyta; Magnoliopsida; Lamiales; Acanthaceae
Product: SUN domain-containing protein 4-like
Exons: 5
Coding region: 473-2212 (579 amino acids)
Biological process (GO): protein folding in endoplasmic reticulum
Cellular component (GO): membrane; cytoplasm
Source: RefSeq, a predicted model, not a curated record
UCCACGUCGAACCGGUAGAGUGGGUUCACAAAAGAUUGGCGUCGAAGGCACCCAUACGAGCCCGACUGCCAUUGCCAUUCUGUUCUGGAUCUACGCGUCCCAUGACAAGAAAACCCAUUUUUCUUUUUCUUUUUCAAUUUCAAUUUCAAUUUUAAUUUCCAUUUUGCCCUUCCUUACUUUACCUGCUGACGCUGAUAAUGGUGGGUCGCUUCAUUCAUGCGACUCUGCUUUGAGUGAUUGUCCCGAUAAUUUCGAAUUCCACUUGUAAUAGCAAUGGGUUCUUCGUUUAUCUGUCUGCCGAUUUAAUUUUGAAGCAAAGGGAAGAUGCCUCUGCCUCUGCCUUUUUCCUUCUCUGUAAAGCAUUCGAUCCGCCGAAUCUGAGGCUUUCUUGGAUUCUAUUGCACUUGCCACUUUUCAAUCGUUCAAACCCCUUGACGGAUCACGAAAUUUCGUGAGUUAAGAUUGAUGCGCCAUGCAGAGAUCACGCAAAGCUCUUCUAAAAAGAAGAGCUUUGGAAGAGGUUAUUUCGGGGAGGAAACACCUGUAUAAGGUCUCUCUUUCAGUCGUCGUCGUUCUAUGGGGCCUUGUGUUUCUUUUGAAUACCUGGAUCGGCUAUGGUAAUGGUCAGAAAGACAAGCAUGAAGAAUAUUCCGUUAAUACAACAAGAUGGGAUAAAGAGCAAGUUUCACCUGAUGAAGGUGCAAAUUCUGAAUUGUCGGUCGACAGAAAUCAUCCAUCAGAAGGAGUUGGCGUUGAAGCUAAAGGUCCCUAUGCCGACUCAUCUCUGCAUACUCAUGAAACUGAUUUUAGUGUUGCAGAAAUAAAAUCUGAAUAUGAUACUGUAGAGGAGGCUAAGUCAAAGAGAAAUCCACCCGCCAAUUUGGAAGAGUCGAAAAUGGACAGGUUGUCAUCAAAUGGAGUACCUCCAGGUCUCGAUGAAUUCAAAAAUAAAGCGUUUAGUUCGAGAAGCACGUAUCAAACUGGUCAGGAUGGAAGUAUCAUACAUAGAGUCGAGCCUGGCGGGGCAGAAUACAAUUACGCGUCGGCUUCAAAAGGCGCAAAAAUUUUGAAUUACAAUAAGGAAGCCAAGGGGGCGUCUAACAUAUUAAACAGAGAUAAAGACAAGUAUCUCCGAAAUCCUUGCUCAACUGAAGAAAAGUUUGUCGUCAUAGAACUUUCUGAAGAAACAUUGGUGGAUGCUAUAGAAAUAGCUAAUUUCGAGCACCAUUCGUCGAAUUUGAAAGAUUUUGAGUUAUUAGGCAGUCCCUUUUAUCCGACUGAUUCGUGGGUCAAACUUGGAAAUUUUACGGCUGCAAAUGUGAAGCAUACCCAAAGAUUUGUUCUUCCCGAACCGAAAUGGGUGAGAUAUCUUAAAUUGAAUCUUCUGAGCCAUCACGGCUCAGAAUUCUAUUGUACUUUGAGUGUUCUCGAAGUGUACGGCGUAGAUGCUGUUGAGAAAAUGCUCGAGGAUCUGAUUUCAGUUCAAGAUAAGCCGUCAGCGUCCGGAGAAUUGUCAGAUGAGAAGAAGUCUAAUCCGAAACAUCAAGCGCCGAAUGAAGGGGACGGUAUUGAAUUUUCAGUCGAGGAAGAAGACAACACAAUUGGAAACUCUGAUGCCAAUAGGAUACGACUGGAAGCCGAUGCGCUCGAUCCAGUUGAAGGUGUCCGUCACCGACAAUUUAAUAGGAUGCCGGGAGAUAGUGUUCUUAAGAUUUUAAUGACAAAAGUACGAUCAUUGGAUAUGAAUUUGGCUAUUGUUGAGCAAUACUUAGAGGAAUUGAAUUCCCGUUAUGGUGAUAUGUUUAAAGAAUUUGAAAAGGAUGUCGGGGAUAAAGGCGCGCUCUUGGAGAAGAUUGCGUCGGAUAUUCGGAGUUUAUCUGAAAGCAGAGAGGGCACGAAUACAAGGAUUGACGAUCUUGUGUCAUGGAAAUCUCAUGUUUCGUCGCAAUUGGACAGUAUAAUCAAAGAAAAUGCGAUCCUAAGAUUGGAGGUUGAAAAGGUUCGACAGAAUCAGUUACAUUUGGAAAAUAAAGGGAUCGUUAUCUUUCUUGUGUCGGCAGGUUUUUGGGUGUUGGGCGCAAUGGGAUUAUUCAUCGAUAUGAUUUUGAAUGUGAAUGGAUUGGGAAAUUCCAGGAAAUUUUGUUCUGAGAGGCCAUCCUGGUUUUACCUGCUGCUCAGCUGCAGCAUUACCAUUAUCAUUCUCGCCUUAUAGAUAUUGUAACUUCUUCGACAUUCUUUCGUGCUAUAUAUAUAUAUAUAUAUAUAUACUAUAUGGUUCAAAAAAAAGGAAGAAAUUUAUGUUACAUUUUCGAAAUGAAAUUCAAUUUAUUGAUCCUCUGGUGUUUAUGUAUGUAUCUUCUUAAGUCUUUUAAUUGUGAGCAGGACAUUAUGUCUUUGUAGA